UGAUACGUUACUAAUCCACGCGUCCGCCAACUUUAGUAAACUCGUUACGCGCUGAGUUUAUAGCUGCGGCUAAAAAUGCUGCAGGAUUUGUGAGAAGCUCACUCAAAAUAAUUUGGACUAAUUAACCUCCCUCUCCAUUUGGCCUCUCCUCUCGCUGCCCUCUCUCCAUUUGGCCGCCCUCGUUUGUCCUCUACCCAGCCCGCUGUGGGCUUUUGACCCUCGUCACUAGACCGCGAUGGGGGCGGAACUGAGGGAGGGUGAAGGGUUAGAGAUCACAGAGAGGGGUGCUGCUGAGGGUUUGGAGAUGACAUUAGGGGUCAAGAGCGAUGUUAGCAUGGCUAAUGACGUUCAUCCCAAGGUUUAUCCUCCUCCUCUGUUAUCCCACGUCGAGGUUUCGACGAACCCGAUCGCGUUCUACGACACCCUCCGACGGCUACAUUCUGCCCUUGGCUCUAGAUUCAUGAUUCCUGUGAUUGGAGGGAAGGAGCUGAACUUGCACCAGUUGUAUGUUCAAGUCACUCAACGGGGGGGUCUAGAGAAGGUGAUUUUGGAGAGGAGGUGGAGGGAUGUGAUUGCAACCUUCGAUUUUCCUCCGACGACAACGAGUGCUUCUUUUGUUUUGAGGAAGUACUAUUUGAGCCUCCUCCAUCACUACGAGCAGCUGUAUUUCUUUAGGACCCAGGGCCCUCUAGUUGCUCCCUCAGUGGUUCCAGCACCCGCUCAUAUUCGAGAAGGUCAUGUGUGCCUAUCAGUCGAUAAUGCCUCUCAAUCUCCUAUUCUCGUUGGACCCAGACCAUCAAUUGGUUCCUCUUCUGCUGCAGCUCCCCUAACUUUGGAUAAUGCUCAAACAGUGGUUCCAGCACCCGCUCAUAUUCGAGAACGUCAUAUGUGCCUAUCAGUCGAUAAUGCCCCUCAAUCUCCUAUUCCCAUUGGAUUCAGACCGUCAAUUGGUUCCUCUUCUGCUGCAGUUCCCCUAUCUGUGGAUAAAGCUCAAACUGUGAUGCCUGCAAUCCCUCGCCCUAUCAAAGGCCAUGAACCUGGAGAAGCCAGUUAUGUUGCUAAGGCUCCUGCUAUCGUCGAAGACAAAACAGUAACCUAUGCAGAUGCAAAUGGAGUUUUGGGUUCUCAUUCUGCUGCAAGUGCCCCGACAUCAGGAGAGAGUACUCCAACUGCGGAAAAGUAUGCUGUUUCAAAUGCAGAUGGCCAUCAAGCAACGCCAUCUGGUCCUAUCUCAACCAACCCGACUUUGGCUGGAAGUUCAUCAACUGGGGUUCAGAAUUUGUCAGUGUCGGGAACAAUAGACGGUAAAUUCGAGCAUGGUUAUUUUGUAUCUGUCCGGGUUGGGACCCAAGUCCUUCAUGGGGUUCUGUAUCAUGCUCACCCUCUGGAUGCAGCUUACUCCUCUCUCCAUCAAUCCAACUACCCCACAUCAGGAACCAAUUCCCUUCUGGAACAAUCUCCAUCCAAUGUUACCGAUCCUUAUAUUCCUCAAACUCGUUCUUCCCAAAGGAGAAAGAAGUACAAGAACCGAGCACCAGGUCAGCCGAAGCCUAAUAGAAGUGCUUAUAACUUUUUCUUCGCUGAGGAGCAUGCUAAGCUCAAAGUUGAGCAUCCUCGCAAGGAAAGACAGUACAGCAAAAUGAUCGGUGACUCCUGGAGCAAACUCACCGAGGAAGAAAGGGGGGUGUAUGAUGCCUACGGGAAGAGAGAUAAGGAAAGGUACCGGAGAGAGUUACAAGCAUACAGGGAAAGGAUGGGGCUUGCACAACCUAGGGGGGUGCUGCGGGUUCGGAGGCCAUAAAAGGAGACAUGGUGGAGACUUUUCAAAGCUGAAGGAUGGACUUGGAUGAAGUUUUUCUAGUGUUUCGUACUCAAGUUCGAUGUAGCCUGAGGUGAGGAGUAGCAGGCCUAAAUAAAUGGGUAUCCAAACUUUAGACAGGUCUUAGCAGUAUAUGUUUGAAGUUUCAGUCCUGAGAACCUAGUUUCUCUUUGCAGUUAGUAGCAGAGAGAAGGAACCCUUUAGUCUCUUAAACUUUAUAGCUCUGAGCUUCUUAUAUGCGUAGGUGGUACAGUUGCUUUGUUGUAAGUUUGUAGUUUCUUUCGUGCGUA
This is a messenger RNA of Asparagus officinalis (garden asparagus), 2109 nucleotides long. Its product is annotated as high mobility group B protein 9-like. Bases 236 to 1801 code for a protein of 521 amino acids. The transcript has 12 exons. The record is from RefSeq and is a predicted model, not a curated record. Gene Ontology annotation, molecular function: DNA binding. Lineage: Eukaryota; Viridiplantae; Streptophyta; Magnoliopsida; Asparagales; Asparagaceae.